GGUGUCCGCAGCUACACGCCAUCUUCCAUCGAAGCAUGAUGGUGAAGUCCUCAAGUUUCCAGAAACUUCUUCCAACUCCUCGCCAGAAUUCUCCGCUUCAUCUACCGGCUGAAACUACUACACGUGUCCACCCUACCACGUGAGCAUCCGACGUGGCGUGCCGAUUUCGCGGAAUUUGAUACGUCCCUGCGCCGUCCCCUCGCCCCUCCUCCUCUACCUUUUUCCGGUCUAUUUUGUCUUUCAACUCAAUGAAUUCACCAAAUCCGCCGCCCAAAACAUCUUUUAGGUCUCCGGCAACUCAUCCCGAUUUCUUCGCCGUCUUCUUAUUCCAUACUUCUUUCUUUCCUUCCCAUCUCGUUUCCCUCAUUUUCUCUGUUCGGCGAUGAACGGGGAAGGAAGAGAGGACGAAACUACAAAGGACAAGGAUGAAUUGGUAUUCAUGUGCGGCUAUCUUCCCGGAGCUCUGACUGAGCGGUCGCCUAUUUCAUCUCCCGUUGUUGUAAGGUCCGACGGCUUCGGCUGGAAGGAUGUCUGUGGCGGCGGUUGCGGGUUUGCAAUGGCGAUUUCAGACUCUGGGAAGCUUAUUACGUGGGGUUCGACAGACGAUCUUGGUCAAUGCUACAUCACAGCGGGAAAACAUGGGGAAAUCCCCGAGCCAUUCCCUGUUCCAACUGAUUCUGCCAUCAUAAAGGCUGCAGCAGGCUGGGCUCAUUGUGUAGCUGCUACAGAUGUUGGGGAGGUUUAUACGUGGGGAUGGAAAGAGUGCAUUCCUUCAGGGAAAGUAUUUGGAGACCCGUCUGCCUCCAGAAGAUCGGAAAAGGAUGUUUCAGAAAGACCAGGUCCAUCUGCCUUGGAACAAGUGAGCCCUCGUCCCCAAGCUGCCAAAUCUAGAGGCGGGAAUUCAGUUGCAGAUGAAAGUGCGAAACGGAGAAAAGUAUCAGGAAAACAGACAUCCGAACCCUCAUCUUCUGGGGAUGAGUUGUUAUCAGCAGUGCCUUGCUUGGUUACACUUAAUCCAGGAGUAAGGAUUGUCACUGUAGCUGCUGGAGGCCGCCAUACUUUGGCACUUUCAGAUAUAGGACAGGUAUGGGGUUGGGGAUAUGGAGGUGAAGGCCAGCUUGGCUUGGGCUCCAGAGUCCGAAUGGUGUCGUCUCCACAUCCUAUACCCUGUAUAGAAUCUUCUCAGGGGAGAGAUAUAUCUGGGGGCUAUUCUCGAGCUGGCAUGACUUCAGAGGGCCAAACAUUUCGAGUUGUUGGAAAUUAUAUUAAAGCAAUAGCCUGUGGUGGCCGGCACAGUGUUGUUGUCACGGAUGCUGGAGUAUUGCUCGCUUUUGGGUGGGGACUCUAUGGGCAGUGUGGACAAGGUAGCACUGAUGAUGAGCUGAGUCCAACCUGUGUAUCUACCAUGCUGGGCAUUCGGAUGGCAGCCGUUGCUGCAGGGCUGUGGCACAGUAUUUGCGUUUCGGAUGAUGGUGAUGUUUAUGCGUUUGGUGGGAACCAAUUCGGGCAGCUGGGAACUGGUGUUGACCAAGCAGAGACAAUCCCCAGGCUAUUGGAUGCUCCAAGUCUGGAAAAUGAAAACGCGAGGACCGUCUCCUGUGGCGCUCGUCAUAGUGCUGUAGUGACCGUGGAUGGGAAAGUGUUCUGUUGGGGCUGGAACAAGUACGGCCAGCUCGGACUGGGCGACGUAAUCGACCGCAACAUUCCUUCUCAGCUCACCAUCGACGGCUACACCCUUAGAAGCGUGGCGUGUGGUUGGUGGCAUACCCUGCUGUUAGCUGAACCCCAGCUGCCUUGAGGGGUUUGGCUAAGUUCUGAUUUGGAUUCUGGCUUUCAGGUGAAACCCCCAAUUUUGGUUAGAAUUAGAAGGCAGUUCGUCACCUGCUGCUAUUGAUCUAUGUAACACCGCCGCCAAAGGUCUUCCCCGUUGCACAUAGAUGGUGAUUGUUGCCAUGUACAUACCCCGUCGGCCAGUGUUUGACGUUUAUGUUUUUCGUGGUGAACAGUAAUACACCUCAGGGAUUUGACAAUUUUAGUUCGUCCCAUUUGACGUUAUUUGGAGGUUGUACAAUAGAGAUCAGUUGAAUUUAACCUGACGUGCAUAUCAGUUUGGUUUGAUUGCAUUAUAGCUUCAGUGGCUGCUGACCCAAUCACUUGUUUAUUGUCUCUCCUGGUUCCUACUCGUUCAUGGAAGCCUACCAGCCAAAUUGACCAUCGCGAAGGUGGAGUUUGAACGUUGAAUUGCAACGACUCUCCAUUAUAUACCGUUAAUUCAAGGGCUGGAUCCAUUGACCACGCACAAAGAGCCGCCAUCAAUAGCCUUUGAGAUGGCCUUAUGAUUGGGAACAAAAUGGCCUUAUUCGGACAAGCUUGUUGUUCCCGUUUAAAUAUCAAUUCGAUUUUACAAUAUUCACAAAAUCACAAAAUAUUUGGGACUAUACGCAGUAUAUUUAGUCUGGUUCGAUUUCAUUUUAGAUUCAAUUCGAUGCAGUUUGGUGGGAACAAACAGUUGCAUAUCUUUACUCAUUGACACCAUUCCAUUUAUAUUUUUCAUAUAUGGUUGUUUAGUAUGUGUGUAUUUUAUGCAUUUAUAGCAUAAACCUAGGACCUACACAAAACAUUCUCGAAAAUAUUAUGGUAAAAAAUUACUAAAUUAAGGAACGAUGACAAAAUAACCAUACUCGCGGACAUCCGUUUAUAUUUUAUCUAAUUGUGUAGGGUAAAAUUCGAAUUCGAAUGAGUUUUAAUGGGUAUGAGUCUGAAUUCGAAUAUUGUGCAUGAGGGGUUGGCCUUGAUUUUUACAAUCCAAUCUGAAUUCGCCCGAUAUGUGUAUUUUGUUUAAAAGUUUGUUAUUAUUUUUCUCAACAUAUUUGAUAUUUAUCAUAUAUAUGCAAUACUUUCAAGAAAUUGUAUAGUUUUUA
Linum trigynum is the source of this 2921-nucleotide messenger RNA. NCBI's taxonomy places the organism in Eukaryota, Viridiplantae, Streptophyta, Magnoliopsida, Malpighiales, Linaceae. The record is from the annotation of a GenBank genome assembly.